CUGCGGAGAGCCCCGCAGGGACGACGCAAUAGGGUAUCAGUCGCCUUGGCCCACAGAGUGUCCAACCAAGCCGAGCGGAGCCGGCCUGGCCCCUCGGCCGCCAGCAGACAGACCAGACACCGAGCACUAGCUAAGGGCUGCUGAACUCGGCACGUUACGAGACACACCGGAGUACCACGGAGGAUUAUUCUGAAUUGCGGUGGGCAUCAGUGUCACGAACGAAUCUAUUAUUUCGGGCGCCAUGACAUUAAGAUUCUUAGAAGAUUGGUGCAGGGGGAUGGAUAUGAACCCUCGAAAAGCUCUGUUGAUUGCUGGCAUCCCCCAGACCUGCAGUGUGGCAGAAAUCGAGGAGGCUCUGCGGGCUGGUUUAGCUCCUUUAGGGGAGUACAGACUGCUUGGGAGGAUGUUCAGAAGGGAUGAGAACAGGAAUGUAGCCUUAGUAGGGCUGACUGAGGAGACUGUUCAUGCUGUGGUCCCUAAGGAGAUACCGGGGAAAGGGGGUAUGUGGAGAGUGAUCUUUAAGCCCCCUGAACCAGAUAAUGAAUUUCUAAGCAGAUUAAAUGAAUUUUUAGAGGCAGAGGGCGUUACAAUGGGUGAGAUGACCAGAGCUCUAGGGUAUGAAAAUGACCCUUUUGAUCUACACCAGGACAUGAUCCCAGAAAUUCGCACCCCUGUGUUGACACAGGCAUUAGAUGAGGUGCUUCAGCCUGUCCUGCAGUACCUGAACUAUAAAAAGCUGAGAGUAUUCUCAGGUAGGGAUCCUCCAGAACCAGAAGAGGAAGAAUUUGGACGCUGGAUGUUUCAUACUACUCAAAUGAUGAAGGCAUGGCAGGUUUCAGAUGUAGAGAAAAGAAGGCGGCUGCUAGAGAGCCUCAGAGGCCUGGCAUUGGAUGUUGUUCGUGUCCUCAAAAUCAACAAUCCCUUAAUUACAGUCCUUGAAUGCUUGCAGGCUCUUGAGCAAGUAUUUGGGGUAAUAGACAAUCCUAGGGAAUUGCAGGUCAAAUAUCUAACCACUUACCAGAAGGAUGAAGAAAAAUUGUCUGCUUAUGUACUAAGGCUAGAACCCUUGUUACAGAAGCUGGUGCAGAGAGGAACAAUUGAGAAAGACCUGAUGAAUCAGGCUCGCUUAGACCAAAUCAUUGCCGGGGCAGUCUACAGAACAGUUAGAAGACAGCUUGAUUUGCCACAGGAUGGCCCAGCCCCUGGCUUUUUGCAGUUACUGGCACUGAUAAAGGAUUUGGAGGCAGCUGAGGAUGAGGACAAGGCCCUCCUCCAAGCAGGACUAGAAAGGCAUGUCACCUGAAUCUCAGGAAGCCAGGAAGGGAUAUCGGCCAAUGAGUGGAGCAUGAAAGUAGACAAGUCCAGUGAUAGGCAUUAACCAACACCUACCCAUACUGCCAAGUGACUAGUUUUUGUGUAGUUCUCAGUAUGUACUCUCUGUCAUUUCUGUGCCUAUUUAAUGUCUCCUAAGUGUGAUUUACUAGGAAAGAUGUAGUUCUGCACUAUUUAUGUAUUUAAAACUGCUAUUUGUUGGGCAGCACCUGUGGCUCAAGGAGUAGGGCGCUGGUCCCAUAUGCCAGAGGUGGCGGGUUCAAACCCAGCCCCGGCCAAAAACCACAAAAAAAAAAAAAAAAAAACUGCUAUUUGUUUAAUCUGAAAUUUUUAUCGUGCAAUAUAUAUAUAUAUUUUGGUUUUUGUUUUAUGCCGUAUUGUACAAAAGGUUUGUCACUACAUAUGUGUACUGCUCUAAAAGACAGGGAAGGCUUAAGCACACAUACUGACCAGAUCUCAUGGAGAUGUCAGCUGGUUUGGUAAUAGGUAUAAGUGUAUCGUGUCAUGGGUGAUGGUGUUAUGUCAAUAGAGUUUAGGUGUAUAUUGCCCUACAUUUAUGAUGAAGAUCAUGAGCAGUGGUUUAGAUAAUUAUUUUUUGUAUGAAUCAGAAGUGUAUUUGUUCUGUGCAAUCCAAUGGCAGAAUUGAAUUCUGAGGUUACGUUUGCAAAGACUAUCUUUAACCCCAGGUUUGUAAUAUGUGUCAUUAAAGUAUCUAAGUUCUGAAUAUCAUUUUUAUGGUUGUAAAAUUAUAAAAUAAAAGAAUACUAAAAAAAGAGA
Messenger RNA from Nycticebus coucang (slow loris), 2109 nucleotides. RefSeq names its product modulator of apoptosis 1 (gene MOAP1). The record is from RefSeq and is a predicted model, not a curated record. The coding region runs from base 242 to 1303 and encodes 353 amino acids. Gene Ontology annotation, biological process: regulation of apoptotic process. NCBI's taxonomy places the organism in Eukaryota, Metazoa, Chordata, Mammalia, Primates, Lorisidae. The transcript has 2 exons.